This is a messenger RNA of Aspergillus glaucus CBS 516.65, 552 nucleotides long. RefSeq lists its product as uncharacterized. Bases 1 to 552 code for a protein of 183 amino acids. NCBI's taxonomy places the organism in Eukaryota, Fungi, Ascomycota, Eurotiomycetes, Eurotiales, Aspergillaceae. The record is from RefSeq and is a predicted model, not a curated record. The transcript is spliced from 2 exons.
AUGGCUGGUCAAUCGGCUCGAGCAGAUCGCCGGACUAGCGAAGACCUGGCUAAGGAGGCAGAUGCUGGUUUAUCAGGCAUGGAUAUAGGGCCAGGAUCGCCUACCCCAAUGCCAACGAACCAACAACCAAACAUGGCUGAAACUAUCAACAACAAUAAUCAGCAACAGGCAGACCCGAAUGCUGCUUUUAUGGCGCAGUUUAUGGGCUCUCUUCAAUCAAACACCACACAAGAUCCUCUGGAGAAGGAGGAGAAAAGAAUAACAUGUCUUGCAACUCACCAUUGGAGAGAUCAUACACCCUGUCUGGAAGGCAGAGAGAAUUUUACCUCAUGGUGGAAUGCUAUUCUCAUGGUUGCAGAAUAUAUUGGUGGACGUGAGAUUCUAGUCCAAGAGAUAGCCCAACCACCACCAGAUGGGAACCCCAUGGAAAAGCUUCAAUGGGAAAUACGUUCUCGUCUACUACAUACCCGAAUUCUUGAUCAACUGCCUCCGGACAUACAGCAGCAGGUCCAAUCAGAGCACAUUCAGUCGCCUGUCCAACUAUGGCGAUGA